AUGAAGACCAGGUCGAAUCCUGUUCGUGCACGGCCGUCCAAGUCCAAGUGUGUGACAUUCACUGGCUGCUGGACCUGCCGAUCUCGCAAAAUAAAAUGUGACGAGCGGCAGAACAACGGGUGUGCAGUGUGUGAAAAGGCUGGUUUGAAGUGCGCUGGCUACAGUGUAAACUUGUCGUGGGUGACGGGUCGGGUGCAGGACCUGCAAGGCUUGCACCGGCGAAAGGUCAAUACAGGUGGGCCAGCAUUACCGGUUAUGUCGGACCGUGAAACAAUGAGGAAACUGUCAGCCAUCAAUUCCGUCAUGACACCAUUAGACACUGUUCUCAUUGGGCCUUUUGGCGUCUUCCAGUCCAAUUGCAAUGACCCUACUCAAGGGACUUCCGAAAGCCCGGCGCCAUCCUCAGAACCAGCUGAGAGCAUUCAUGAAGGCGGAACUUCCUGUGGACAGCCCGACAAUGGGUGGGAUACAGUUGCACAGAGCCCCGACUGCACCGAUUGGGGCCUCUCGACUUCAGAGCUUCCAACCCUAAAAAGUACAACAGCUCAGGAAGAUCUCCAGAGUGACUUCUCGCAGCAACGAACUCAGCCCUGUGCAGCACUGAAGAAUGGUAGGGGCCGAGUUUGCACAUCCCAGACCACUCUGUUGGCAACAUCAGGUAAAUCAAAGGCGCACCAUUUGGCUGCUCCCUUCUUUACUCUUUCAAUGCCCAUUUUCAGAAACCAGGAAACAUCCAUGCUCAUGUUCCAUUAUAUGAAUCAUGUAGCCGAAUUGCUACAACCGGUUCUGCACUCACGAAACCCUUGGAGGACUACAUAUUUCCCUUUUGCCCUAUCAGGAUGUCCAGAGCUUGUUCUUUACCAACAAAACGCAACCGUCUCAUCGCAAAUAUCAACCUCACUAUUCCACAGUUUGCUAUCGGCUGCCGCGUUUCACCUGCGCAACGCCACUGAUAGUUCACCUAAAUUUCAUCAGCUGGGGCUUCAACACCGAAUCAAGGCGCUGCGUGCCCUGAACUCUGCGACUGUCAGACCCGGUGACCCGCAGCUGUACACCUUGCACUUAACAGCAAUACUGUCACUAGUCACAAUUGAUACCAUGACUGGAGAAGACUCCGACUUCCCAAUCCACCUCCAAGCAUGCCGCCGACUACGCCAGUCAGGCCUACCACUCAGCAUGAACAGAGGUGACUCAAGCAACCAAGUCACGAGCAUCUGCCGCUUCCUCACCCUCCUCGCACAAACAACAUGCCUCGAAAUCUCUCCCCGACUGUGGCCACCCGAUGGCCACCUUCCCGCCUCCACCCCGCCAUAUUUUCACCCCGAUGAGAGAAGCAUCGAGUACAUAUACGGAAUCACCCCCGAACUCGCUAACCUGUUGCACAAAACGUGCCGGGUCGCAGAACACCUCGCCUUCUACCGUCAGCAGGCCGGUACACUGACCCCUGCGUCUCUUCGCGCAAUGUACAAGGCACUGGGCGACGCCAUUAUGGCCUGGGUCAUUGACACGGAGCCUUUCCAUCUUAUCCAGUGGCAGGAGCGCACUAUGCUUGAGAUUGCGCGGUGCCAGGUCCGCGCGUUCCAUAGCGCGUUGCUGAUAUACUACCGCCGCACGGUGCUCGAUGGUGACGGCGUCAUUGUCGAUCUAGAUGUUGAGGCAGAGGCAAGCGCUGUCUGGGAGAACCUGACGGCGGCGGAAGACCUCAAGGACGCAUACAUGGGCGGUGUGAAGAGAACCGCGCCUAUGUCGUGGCCAGCGUUUAUCGCCACGUGUGAGACGAGGAACCGCGAGCCCUGGGUUAGGUGGUGGACCCGGGUCGAGGGGUAUGGUCUUGGGAACUUUUCACGGCAGUGGAGGGCUAUUCAGGAGGUCUGGCAUGUCAAGGAUGUGAAUGUGAAUGUGGAUAGUUGGAGAGAUGCGUUACGGCGCAUAGGGAGACUGGUCUUGCCGGUCUAGCUGAGCAGUAGAGGUAAGAGUCACUCAAGGGAGUGAUCAUCAGAGAAUAUAGCGGGUUUGUUCAUUGGAUGUAUGUUGCUUUUCAUAGGUUUAUAUAUCUUCUUAUAGCCCUGUAUCUCAUAGGAAUUCGCCUUUUGACGUUCUUUUUGAUUCAAGUUUCCUACAGUCAUUUAUUCAGAAGUUC
Messenger RNA from Bipolaris sorokiniana ND90Pr, 2140 nucleotides. RefSeq lists its product as uncharacterized. The coding region runs from base 1 to 1956 and encodes 651 amino acids. Gene Ontology annotation, molecular function: DNA-binding transcription factor activity, RNA polymerase II-specific; transcription cis-regulatory region binding; zinc ion binding. The transcript has 4 exons. NCBI's taxonomy places the organism in Eukaryota, Fungi, Ascomycota, Dothideomycetes, Pleosporales, Pleosporaceae. Gene Ontology annotation, cellular component: nucleus. The record is from RefSeq and is a predicted model, not a curated record. Gene Ontology annotation, biological process: positive regulation of transcription by RNA polymerase II.